UGCAGCGUUGUCUUCUUUUGAACCGUGCAGUCGACAGGUCGUUUCGGAAUGACUCAUGUACUGGUCCAGUGGACCACAGAAAGAUCUUGGGAUGUGUAUCCUGUACGUGCUAUCGUGGACACAGCGCUUGGUUUGCGGCUUUUAAACGAAGAAGGAGCCAUCGGAGAACUACGAAACGGAGUAAUCAUUGUCAACUGGAAGGCCGGCGAAGCGCCUGCUCCGGCAAAGCUUUUGGAUUUCGGAACAGAACGGGCCAUGGAGCGGCGCCAGACCAAACUUGCGAAGUCUGGUCCACAACAUCGCAGAGGCGAGGGAGAACCCGUCGAUGAACUGCGUACUGAAAAACACCCGGGCGCAUAUGAAUGCGGCUGCGGAUCGGCCAGAAGGGUGGCAGAGUUGGAAUUUGAAGUGAAGGAACUGCAGAAGCAGCUGGGAGAUGCUGAAAACAACUAUAAUUCAUACCAGAUGGUGAAACGGCUAAAGAAAAUAACUUCUAGGCUUGACAAUGCAAAAGAUGUGGCGGCAGAACAGGUCAACAUUGGGGAGGGCGUCCUGGAAGACAAGGCGGUGCUCGACCGUCUCCAUGCGCACUGCGGAGGUGCUCCCGCCAAGUUCGCAAGGAGCCUUCUUCGACAUCUCUUCAGCCCCGAGGAACUUUGGGGCAAAUCACUCUUUGGUAGAGGCAGUAAUGCCCGGAAAGACAUGCCAACAAAGGACGCGCUAGAUCCUGUGAGGGUCAAUGCUACUAUUGGCUAUGUCUGUGGAAAAUUUGGCGCCGCUGUGAUCCAAGUAAAAAACAGCUUGUCCUCCAUGUUAUGUAGGGAAAUAAAUUGAACAUAUGCCAC
Ornithodoros turicata is the source of this 845-nucleotide messenger RNA. RefSeq lists its product as uncharacterized. The transcript is spliced from 6 exons. Gene Ontology annotation, molecular function: DNA binding. Bases 49 to 834 code for a protein of 261 amino acids. The record is from RefSeq and is a predicted model, not a curated record. Lineage: Eukaryota; Metazoa; Arthropoda; Arachnida; Ixodida; Argasidae.